Pseudogymnoascus verrucosus is the source of this 990-nucleotide messenger RNA. RefSeq lists its product as uncharacterized. The record is from RefSeq and is a predicted model, not a curated record. The coding region runs from base 1 to 951 and encodes 316 amino acids. Lineage: Eukaryota; Fungi; Ascomycota; Leotiomycetes; Thelebolales; Thelebolaceae. The transcript has 5 exons.
AUGGCCCCUAGUAAUUUAACGCGGUAUGAGGAGCUGCCAGUGCACGCAGAUAAUGAUCUUGGCCCGUACCUGAAUCGCUCAAUAUGGAUUUUGGCUGUGCUCGCAGGGACACUAUUAGGGUUGCGAUUGUAUUCAAAACUGUACCGGCAUAGGUCACUGUGGUGGGAUGACUAUAUCCUGAUUGCUGCUUGGGUUGCCCUCGUUGCAUCGACGUCGUUACAGUCGGCGGGAAUUAAAUUCGGACUUGGGAAACACUAUGAAGAUAUGCAGGAUAAAGAGAAAGUAUCACUUUUCUCUUACGCCGCAGGGUUUUUCUCCAUCUUAGCUACAGUUUGGAGCAAGACGUCUUUUGCUGUAACACUACUACGAGUUUCCAACGGCUGGAUGAAGUGGUUGGUUUGGUUCAUCAUUGUUUCGACAAACCUUGUGUUAGGUGCCAAUGCUAUAAUCCAAUGGAUUCAAUGUUGGCCUGUGGAAAAGCUCUGGCAUACGUGGAUCAAAGGCAGGUGUUGGUCAUACGAAAUUAUCCAAGAUUACAACAUUUUUGUAGCUGCUUUUUCUGGUUUCGUGGACAUCUUACUUGCAUUACUUCCAUGGAAGAUCAUUAGCCCAAUCGUAACUAAUAAAAGGGAGACGAUCGGCGUGCUGAUAGCCAUGAGCAUGGGUGUCAUCGCUGGUAUUGUGUCUUUUUUAAAAAUCAGAACUAUUACAUCUAUUGGGGAUGAAAACACCACAAAUGUGAGCUUGUUCAUCUUCGGCACUGCAGAAGGGGCUACAUCAAUCAUGGCUGCUUCAAUACCCGUCCUGCGGGCUCUUAUCAAAACAAAUACACGACCACAAGAUUACCAAGAUCACGACCGCCCGGCAAGCACACGUGUCAUGUUUCGGAGCAGCACACUUUCCGUUGAGCUUGAAAGCCGGCAUAAUUAUGAGGUAGACUGCAGCAAGUGAGAUGGUAUAUGUAGGAGCAUUCUUUCGAUAAUAAUUACU